This is a messenger RNA of Drosophila hydei, 1214 nucleotides long. RefSeq lists its product as uncharacterized. The transcript has 2 exons. The record is from RefSeq and is a predicted model, not a curated record. NCBI's taxonomy places the organism in Eukaryota, Metazoa, Arthropoda, Insecta, Diptera, Drosophilidae. Bases 105 to 1187 code for a protein of 360 amino acids.
CUUUUUUAAUACAUUUUUAGCGACUUAUCGAUUGUUGCGAAUAAGUGUGAAAUUAGAAACAAGCUUAAUUGAACUGACAGGAAAAGUGACAACAUUCAACAGGAAUGUCAAAACGUAAAGCUGACGGUUCACAGCCAGAUAACGAAAUGGCAUCCACAGCAGCAAAAACAAAUGCCACAGCUAACGAGCAGGAGGCAAGCAACCUUUUCGUUAUUGGCACAGCAGAGCCACUUAAGGACUACAUUAAACUCAUCGAGACGCGUGUAACGGUUGAUCAGAUAGUCGACGAUGAGGUAACGAAAGAGAACUUUAAAAGAAUCGCAAGUGCAGCCCGUGAAAUUAUUUGGAAGCUAAUAUUCAGCGACGAAUGCGGCGAUGCUGAGUCACAGAGAAAAGCGAGCGAACUGCUCGAAGAGCACAAAAGUGACGCAAGCUUCUAUGCACCUUGGCCAUACAACGAGUGGAUAGUAAAGGUGCGCGAUGAGCUGUUGAAACGACAGCUCGUCGACUUUUGGCGGGACACAAUUGUCGCCAAGCAAUUGGGUCCCUGCUGGUCUCGCGACUCGGAUCUGUUUGACUGCGACGACGAGCCGCCGUUGGAGUUCUAUGCCCAUGCUGGCUGUGUGGCGCCCUUUGCGGCCAGUUUGAAGGUGCGUGCCGCUGAAAAGGCGGCCAGCGGCGACGAGGAUGCUGGCAAUGAGGCCGAGCGGGAUUCGAAUAAUGCGGCAGCCUUAACGGGCGACUUUGAGGCGCGAAUUAGUGCUGAGGAGCCGUUGAGCGACUAUCGUAACUUGAUGAAACGCUUCGUGCUAACCACCGUCAUUGUGCCUGACGAGAUACACAGGAAAAAUGUCGAGAAGAUUGGCCAGGCGGCUCGCACGGCCAUCUGGCAGUUGCUGUUCGAGGGCACACCUACGUCGUUGGAGUUCGAAAAGGCCGCCGAGCUGUUGCAGGAAUACAAGAGCGAUGCUGGCUUCUAUGGCCCCUGGGAGUACAACGAGUGGAUUGUAAAGCUGCGUGAUGAACUGCUGCAACGACAGAUGCUCACCUUCUGGGGCGACAUGAUUGUUAAGCUGGAGUUGGGUCCAUGCUGUUCGAGGGAUUCCGAUUUCUUCGAUGCCGACGAUGCAGUUCCAUCGGAGUUCUACAACAAGGCCGGCUUCAAGGCUCCCUUCAAUUCACCCUAAGGCCUAAAGCACUACUCGAAUAUUGUG